UUCGAUGGUCAGGAGAUCUUCUGCGACUUGAUGAAGACAGACCCGAUUUCGUGGUUCCGCAAGUUUGAGCUCAAGUUGCAGCUUCGCCAUGUCAGCGAAGAGAAGAAACACUCGUACUUGUACUCCCGAUCGGGGGGCGCGUGCCAAACGUGGUUGAACAACCUCUUGUCUAAGUACAACAUGGUGACUGCCGACUUAUAUACCAAGAUCAGUUGGAAUGAUCUAAAGGCAGCGUGGCAUAAGUGGUUCCAAGCAGAGCAGUCGAAAAUCAAAGCAAUGGACAAAUUGCUGACUUUCGAACAAGGCGCGUUGCCGAGUGGCGAUUGGAUUGCUGAGUUCCGACGCUUGACAUCCGUACCAGACGUCCCGAUGAGCUUUACGGCCAUCAAACACUACUUCAUCACAAGGUCAUCUCUGGCGUUGGGCAACGCCUUCACUCACGUUGAGAAGACUCUCACUACAACAAUGGAGCUCUUUGACAAGGCCGCACAGAUUAUAGUUACGAACAUGGAGGCCAAGAACCUCAAUCGUUCGCCUGCGGCAGACCAAAGUAGAGAACAACAUCGGCUGAAAGUGGUCAUGGUGUGGAGGCAACACCGUUUGACCCUUCAAGCGAGGCUGCAUCUGCCAAUGAAGGGGACAGACUCGCAGCCGCCAGGGAUGGUGGCUGCCCCGACAAAGUCCGAGGAUGUGGCAAGACGAAGACAAACACCACAUCAAACCUUGGGCUCGGCGCAGCAACUCAAGCCCUAUGGACCCACUAUGGUCUCUCGCAACAUUCGUACAAGCUACGUACGAGAUUCCGUUAUUUUCUGCGGUGCAACAACGAUCUCCACGACACAGCAUCCGAGCAGAAAUCUGGAGCCAGUUGAUCAAGUCGUGUGGGGAGUGGGGGCUGCUGCAGUUCCUGUUCCUGUUGUUGGCACUGCUGGGGCCGGGGGGAUUGUGGUUGCGACUGUUGUGCCUGUGUUGAGUGUUGUUCCGGCAGAGGAAAGGGAAGCGAAGAGGGAGGAACGAAAUCUAGGCGGGGGUGAUGGGAGAUGGGCGACGGGUUGGGAUCCAGGUGGCGGGAGGAGAGGGGUGAUGGAAGACGGGCGACGGGUCGGGGUCCAGGUGGUAGGUGGAGGGGGGUCGGGAUCGGGGCCGCGCAACCAAGAUUGCAGGGGAAGGGAAAGCGAAGCGGAAGGGUCGGGAUCGGGGGGGAUGAUGAUGGGGGGGGGAGAACGGGGGUAUGGCGGGAAUGGGUUCUGCGACGGGUCGGGAUCCAGGUGGCGGGUAGGGAGGAGGGAGUCGGGAUCCGGAUUGCGCGACCGAGAUCGCAGGGGGAAGGAGAGCGAAGCGGGAGGGUCGGGAUCCGGGGGGGAGAGCCAGAUGGGGUAUGAAGGGGAUGGGUUCGCGAAGGGCGGGGGGGUCGGUAUCGGGAUCCAGGCGGCGGGAUGGUGGAAGAGAGGGUGAUGAGAGAUGGCGGUGGGAUAGGAGAUAUAGCAGGGUAGUCGUAAUCCCCGCUU
This is a messenger RNA of Chara braunii, 1508 nucleotides long. Lineage: Eukaryota; Viridiplantae; Streptophyta; Charophyceae; Charales; Characeae. The record is from the annotation of a GenBank genome assembly.